Esox lucius (northern pike) is the source of this 1820-nucleotide messenger RNA. RefSeq names its product guanine nucleotide binding protein (G protein), gamma 10. Gene Ontology annotation, molecular function: G-protein beta-subunit binding. Gene Ontology annotation, biological process: G protein-coupled receptor signaling pathway. NCBI's taxonomy places the organism in Eukaryota, Metazoa, Chordata, Actinopteri, Esociformes, Esocidae. The record is from RefSeq and is a predicted model, not a curated record. Gene Ontology annotation, cellular component: heterotrimeric G-protein complex.
CAAAGUUAAAUUGGAAACAAAACUCUUUGGUCUUUAUUUAGGGUUAGGGUUAACUUUAAUUAAAAUGCUUAGAUCCAUUUUAGAAGUAGGCGGUAGGUAUGAUUUGCGUGUCUAUAGAAGUUAGGCCGAAAAUUGGUGAAACAUUUUAUAUAAAUAUGAAUGUAUUAGCCCUUGUAAGAGUAGUUUCGUCAUCGAUCUAACACAUUACAAUAACGACAAAAACGACAUCAGGAUAGUUUAUUGCCAACACCGCAGCUGCGGGCCUAUGAGAGCAACGGCGGACUGUUCAUUUUAGGGUCUGGAAAUACAGUCUACGUCUUCCCCAUCAGUCGAUGUGGCUUCCGCUUCUAAAGUUUGGGAAGUGAAACAUUUGGUAUUUUUAUCCGUCCGUUUCCCGGCGGUAUUCCUUCAACAGCUUGACUAACCCUACCGAUUUAAAGAAAUAAUCAAUAUGACAUCUAAUUCCAACCUGUCCAACAUGCGUCGACUUGUAGAUCAACUUAAGCUGGAAGCCAGCGUGGAACGGAUUAAGGUGUCCCAGGCAGCCGCUGAGCUCCAACAGUACUGCCUCCAGAAUGCGGCUAAAGAUGCUCUGCUGGUAGGGGUACCCCACGGGAUCCAACCCUAGGAACCAAGAUCCUGUAACCUAUUCUCAGGACAGCAAAACAUCAGAAUCAUGCAAAGGAAGACUUACAUUGGAACCCAAAAAAACGACUGACAAGGGAACUGCUGGGCAUUAUUUUUUAGAUACAUGAUUGGUCUUUAAAAACAUAUGUUGUGACAAUAUAUUUUGAAUAUGGAGCAUCAGUUAUUGUUGUUGAAUCUAACUAUAUCUAUUUUUUGUUUCUGGUUAACAUACUUAACAUGGAUUUGCUCUCAUACCAGUGUAGUGGGCCCGACACUAUAGUCUCACAUUGUUUAGGGAAUGCUUUGGAUUGCAUUCUAACACGACUGAGCAGUCUUCAUUUCCUGUUGUUGUUAGUUAAUGGAAACUGGUCUUUGAGAGGAAGCUAGAUCUUACUGUUUAAGCAAGAUCUGGAAUUCCAGUACAUUUCAGUAAUUUCUUAUACUUUCAAGUAAUUCACAUCAGACAUUUUGCUGAGGCGGAGGAACUCAACAGGGGAAAAUUGAUUGGUGUCUUUUAGUAUCAUGGAAAAGUUAGAACCAAUUCCAAGACGGCAGCCUUUCCAACCUAUAGAAAGAGUUUUCCACCACUACACCCCACAGUCUUAGCAGAAAUAUGUCCUAACCACAGGAUGUUACUGUGGUUUGUAACUUCCGCUUCCAUUCAUUCUAGCAAGUUAGUGUCCACAACAGGACUUUAUUCCCAUUGUAGUGUACUACAUUCCACCUGGACCGUUUGAGCUCCUGUCACUGGUAGUGUGCUACAUUCCACCUGGACCUGUUGAGCUCCUGUCACUGGUAGUGUGCUACAUAAGGAAUAGGGUGUUGUUUGGGAUGUAUAGCAUUAAAGGCAUACUUUGGUCUUUUAUCCACUUUCAUCCAGAAUGAGAUGCCUGCGUGGAUACCACGUUUUGGUCUCUCCUCUUGUAUCAUAGAGGUUAGAAGAAGAGGUUUGGCAGCCAAUGCUAACUAACGUAAGCACAAGGUAUGACUCUGGGGAAGUAGAUGCAUGGCUUCAUGCCCCCAUAUAAAUCUUUUGUUAAUGUUACAACAAGGAGACCUACUUUUUUAGAUUGUAAAAUAUCUUCAAUAAUUUAGAUGUAUUAAGCUAAAUUAAAUAAGCUAAAUUCUGUCAAUGUGGUUAGAGAAUGUAUCUUGGUAAAAUGUGUUAAGUUAAUAAAGGAAGUAUCACUAAA